Messenger RNA from Aspergillus costaricaensis CBS 115574, 1515 nucleotides. Its product is annotated as BRcat and Rcat domain-containing protein. Gene Ontology annotation, molecular function: ubiquitin conjugating enzyme binding; ubiquitin protein ligase activity; zinc ion binding. NCBI's taxonomy places the organism in Eukaryota, Fungi, Ascomycota, Eurotiomycetes, Eurotiales, Aspergillaceae. The record is from RefSeq and is a predicted model, not a curated record. The transcript is spliced from 3 exons. Gene Ontology annotation, cellular component: ubiquitin ligase complex; cytoplasm. Bases 303 to 1376 code for a protein of 357 amino acids. Gene Ontology annotation, biological process: positive regulation of proteasomal ubiquitin-dependent protein catabolic process; protein polyubiquitination; ubiquitin-dependent protein catabolic process.
CUCAAUUUACAUCAUACAUACAUAACUUUCAGAACUACAACUCCAUUCCAAGACCCUUGCCAUCGAUCUAAGUAUUAUGUUACUACUGUCCAUUGCUCGUUGCUCGUGCCCUACUCUCUAAAGUCGAAACCAGCGAUUAUGGAUUCCAGCGUCCCGGAAUUGCACCCAGCAAUCAUUCAGUCCGAUCUGCUCCUCCCCAUCACCGACCCCGUCCCCAAGUGUACGACCCUCAACCGCUCUAUCUCGUAGGUCAGCCAGAAGGAAUUACAGCCACUGAAAGAGAAUCCUUGCCGGAAGUCAAGAUGACUGCGUUUAACGUCAAAGAUCUGGCUGCGCGUGCUGCCCAGCGCCUCGCGGAACACCGCCAAAAGAGCGAGGCCCGUGGCAGCACUUUCAGCACGGAGCCGCUGCCAAUGGACCGUGUCUCGAGUCUGGACACCAAUUCGUUGAGAACCAUGUCACAUAGCGAAGACGAACACCGCCACAAGUCGAAGAUGAGUCGGCUUGUGCAGAAGGUUCGAGGGCGGUUCUCGAAGCGUCUUGCGAAGAGGGAGGUAAUCGACGAACCCUGCGCAUGCUGCUUGGAUAUUAUGCCUGCGGAAUGCCUGAUCAGCAUGCCGUGUCAGCACAAGUACUGCAGCAGAUGCUUGAAGAAGUUGGUGUUCACAGUUAUGCCGGAGGAAGGACUGUUCCCACCCAGAUGCUGCAAGCAGAAGAUCCCAACGGAGGUCAUCCUCCCCGUGCUGACACCGAAGGAGAGGACGGUCUAUUUCGCCAAGGUGCAGGAGUAUGCGACCCCAGCCAGAGAACGCUGGUACUGUCCUGCGCCGACGUGCGGCCGGUUCAUCCCACCGAAGCAUCUGAACAGCAAGCUCUCGUCUCAAAGCUGCCCAUACUGCAGCACGACGUUCUGCUCUGGAUGCAGAUGCCCGGAGUACAAUAAUAGUACUUCGACUGGGAAGAAAGAUCCGGGCUUUAUGGCCGUCUUCGAAGAUCCGCGACUCGGUAAAGCACAGAGGGGUCUCAAAUGUGGCUCUUUGGUGGACCUCUUGUUCAAUUGUGAUCACGUUACGUGUCGGUGCAAGGCACAAGUCUGUAACCUCUGUCGCAAUCCAUGGCUAUCGUGCACUUGCGCCAAACCAGGCCAACGCCCCAUCGACUUCCUCACCUUCAUCAUCGGCCACAGUGGCGUGAAUAAAGACCAGGAGGCCGAACUCGCCGCGGUGGUGGCUGCCAUCCUAUGCAACGAAAGGUUGCGGGAUGAAGAAUUGGCAAAGACCCAAAGCGGCAUGAAGGAAAAGGCAGGAAGCGCUAACAGAAGUCGGGCAAGUCUGCUGAUACCGCAGCAGGCGACUCGGGCUAGGAGGGUUUCCUAGGCUCUGAGUAUUGGGUGGAUAGGAACCAGAUUGAUUUUUUCUUUUCUCCAACUUCAAGGAGGCAUUCUGUUUUAUGAAAAUGUAUCCUGGCGGCACACUCCUUAACUUUUCCUUUGUCUAGUCGUGUUCAAUUAGCGUG